Molecule: messenger RNA, 1785 nt
Organism: Tachysurus vachellii
Lineage: Eukaryota; Metazoa; Chordata; Actinopteri; Siluriformes; Bagridae
Gene: cav4a
Product: caveolin 4a
Exons: 3
Coding region: 138-704 (188 amino acids)
Biological process (GO): caveola assembly
Cellular component (GO): caveola
Molecular function (GO): molecular adaptor activity
Source: RefSeq, a predicted model, not a curated record
GGUACAGAUCUUCCCACGGGGAAUUCUUGUACGAGCACGGUCACUUUCCCAAUAUAUCCUUCCCUCAACCCGGGCACUGCGGCGACACAGCCAUAACACUGCUCAGAGUUUCACUGUGUUAAGGAGUAUUUGUGUUAAUGACCGGCACCAUGAUGCGAAGUACGGCUCCUGUAGAUACAGAGAUCGACCUCGGGGACGACAGCAACAGCGAGGACAGCGAGGGAAAGCAGCCGUGGAAGACACAGCUGGAGACGGUCAUGGAGGAAGAAGAAACGGAGGAAGAGGAGGACCUGGUCUCGACGCAGAGUGACACGAGGCCUCUGAUCAACGAGAGAGACCCACGACAGAUGAACGAAUGCCUCAAGGUGAGCUUUGAGGACGUGAUAGCCGAGCCGUUCUCUGUGCGCAGUGGAGACCGGGUGUGGUUCUGGAGUAACGCACUCUUCGAGGUGUCCCGGGUUUGGUUCUAUCGCAUCGGCACCGCGGUGCUCGCCAUCCCCUUCUCCGUCAUUGCCGGAGUUCUCUUCGCUUUCCUCACCUGCCUUCACAUCUGGCUUCUCACGCCAUGUGUUAAGGUGAUCUUCAUGAACACCGGUCGGCUGGAGAUGCUAUGGAGCAGCCUUCUGGACAUCUUCGUCCUCCCUGUCUACCACAGCGUCUCCAAGUGCUGCAGAAGCGUCAGCGUGCGCUUCACGCGUGAAUGACAAUCUCCGUCCUGGACCAUUUAUAUCUUAACAAGAGCUCCCAGAGAAGAGACACAUUCACCAGAAGCGUGGUAGUGACGGGAGUCUUACAAGGAAUAACCAGAUAGGACUGGGGUCAGUGGUGUGUUGGGGGAAAAAUACAUAAUAUACACUCAGCAUCAGGACAAGAAAAUGUCACGAUCAUCCUCUACCUACAGUAUAUCGGUUAUAUCCGAAAGCAUCAUCCGAUCCCAGGAUGCACUGCAGAAGGAUGCUGUCCACAGGGCUGGUGCUAUUAGCGAUGUAGAACUUCAUAAUAAUUUAUAUUUAUGGUGGUGAAGCACGUUAUUUUCGUCCCACUUUACAUACAAGUCUAAAACCUGAAAGACUUUCUAACAUUUCAGAUUGUUGAAUAGAUUCAUGACAUAGUGAAAGACAAUGAAGCUUUGCUCCUGAUAGCAGGUCUUUAAGGUAUCUGCAUGGACUAUUGAAUACUUCGGUAUUUUUGACCAAUUCAGAUUUUAAAAACUACACGCUAUAACAAUAUAAAUACCGGCUGUCAUUUUUUCAUCUUUUUUUGUAUUGCUGUACGUUUCAUAAGCUGUAGGCUAUAAUGUUAUAGAAAGUGGGGAAAGGUUUAUCCGUGCGUUUCAUUGUUUUUCAUUCAAAUAGGGGCCGUGACACGUUUUAUCCCAUCUAUUGAACUAAAUGAAGCACCUUUUGUUUGGAAAAAAAAAUGCUAAUUAUUCUGCACUAUUCCAGGCCUGAUUAUUCGUAGCACACCAUUUUUAUGCAAAUGUGUGGCUAUUGAGCCGGGAGAGCUGGUCCUGUGGGUGGAUAUUGUAUGAUGCCUCCAUUUUUCUGCUGAUCUGAGGACAGUUUUGACAGCAUGAUAAUGAGGCGAGGCUUGAACAUGAGAACAAAAAGGAACAACAUCAAAAUCAAGGCUCGUUUUAGGGACAUGGCGUUCUCCACAACCCUGAACAGAAUAACCACGUUCAUGUACGACACGUCUCGAUCUUCUGAUCAACACCCUCUAGUGUCAGGAAGAGGAAACUCGAUGUGAGACAAACUUUUGUGGUACAAAACCCAAAACUUUUUG